This is a messenger RNA of Galdieria sulphuraria, 1295 nucleotides long. Its product is annotated as prenylated Rab receptor 2. Gene Ontology annotation, cellular component: Golgi apparatus. Bases 96 to 713 code for a protein of 205 amino acids. Lineage: Eukaryota; Rhodophyta; Bangiophyceae; Galdieriales; Galdieriaceae. The transcript has a single exon. The record is from RefSeq and is a predicted model, not a curated record.
AGAAGCUAAUCCAGGGAUAUUGCCGAACAAAUAAUAACUUCUUUGAAUGUUGGAAUUGUUCUGAUUAUUGGCUGACCGAAAAGCGCGCAAAAAAAAUGGCGGAAUCCAACGGCUUUCUUUCAGUCUUUCGCAAUGCAACCAGAAGAACUUUUUCUUCUUCCCAGGGUGAAUUGAAUGUUACACCUACUACCGAAGGUUCUUCACUUUCGUCUUUGGCCUGGGCUACUUCUAAUCUUUUGCAACCGGUGACUUCAACAGUACGAAGCCAGCUGUGGCAAAUUUGGUGUUCAGCAAAACCGUGGUCGGAGUUUGCCAGUUCUAAAAAGUUGAAGACACCAUCAGAUGCCGCGGACGUAAGAGAUAGAGUGUUUUCCAAUCUACGGUUCUAUCUACCCAACUACGUUUUAUUAUUUGUUGCCCUUAGUUCUUUGUCCAUCUUAUUGAGGCCUUUCAUCGUUAUUGCUGUGUUACUUAUUGCUUUCUUGUAUGCUUAUUUAUUUGUGUUGCAUUCAACCCCUAUCUCUUGGGGUCCUGUUUAUUUGAACUCGCAGUUAAAAAUGAUUGUGCUAACCGUUGUAGCUGUUUUCUUGAUAUGGAUCACCGGUGCGGUAUACGUGAUAACUUCCUGGUUAGGAGUUGCUUUUGUAAUUGCCGUCGCACACGCAGUUAUGCAUCUUCCCGCGGAUGAACCUGACUUUGAAUCAACUGUUUGAUGCUUGGCUUGCUCAGAUAAUACAACAUAUUUUUAUUUUGACUGCCAACAUAUUUGUGUUCCAAAAGAGUACUUAUGAGAUACUUUGGCUAUGCUUGGAUUGCAUCUUUUUUGUGCCUCUAUACAAACAAACAAUUCUUUCGUCCCAUCGAGAAUAUUUUCUUUCAGUUGAGAAGGGGAAGAUAUUCCGCAUUCCACUCCAGCAAAGGCCAAUCUUCAGGUAUGGUUGUUAGUGUACAACGUCUCAAAUAUUCUGCAUUGUCCCUUCUCGUUUUCGGGUCUGGGCAGUGUGGCUGGACCAGACCGUUUUUAACAGACAUGACGGACAUCAUGGCUGCCACUGCUGCCCUACCCCCAGUGUUAAGGGCGCCAGGUCUCUCAAAAAUAAGUUGUAGCUGCGGUGGAGGUGUAGGAACUCUGAAGUUUUCCAGUUUAGACUCCAUUAUAACGAAAAAACGAAUGAACGACGUCCACCGUUGGUAUGAAAUUCCCUAAUCCUUUGUUCUCCACCUUCUGUCCAACUUGAAUCUGCGCUUCUUUUAGAUUCCAACAAUUUCCCAAAACCAAGCGAUUUCUCUUCCAC